Talaromyces rugulosus is the source of this 1515-nucleotide messenger RNA. RefSeq lists its product as uncharacterized. The record is from RefSeq and is a predicted model, not a curated record. The transcript has 3 exons. Bases 1 to 1515 code for a protein of 504 amino acids. Lineage: Eukaryota; Fungi; Ascomycota; Eurotiomycetes; Eurotiales; Trichocomaceae.
AUGGAGGAUACAAAGACCGUCGAGACCGACUCCUCCAAUGUCCCCGGCGACGGCCACAUCGCUGUGGCCGAUACUCUGCCGCGCGGAUGGAUGUACAAGCAAUUGAAGAUCGGUCCCUGGACCUUGCCCUGGUUUGCCUCGCCCAAAAUCCAGCUCGGCAUGGUCGCCUUUGUCUGUUUCCUGUGUCCCGGCAUGUUCAACGCCCUGAGUGGUCUAGGUGGUGGUGGCCGCUCUGCCACGGACACCUCGUUGGCUGACAACAUGAACACCGCUCUUUACUCGACCUUUGCUGUCGUUGGUUUCGCCGCCGGUAGCGUCGUCAACCGUCUCGGCGUCCGCGUUGGUCUGGGCUUGGGCGGUAUUGGUUACUGCCUCUACUCCAUCUCCCUGCUGGUCUCGGUCCACAAGCACGUCGAUGGCUUCAACAUCUUCGCGGGUGCUUUCCUCGGUGUCUGUGCCGGUCUCUUGUGGACCGCCCAGGGAGUCAUUAUGGUCUCCUACCCCACCGAAAAGCAAAAGGGCCGUUACUGGGCCUGGUUCUGGGCCAUCUUCAACAUCGGCGCUUGCAUUGGUAGUCUGAUCCCGCUCGGCCAGAACAUCCACUCCACAGACGGUGCCGGCGUCAACGACGGUACCUACAUCGCCUUUAUUGUGCUCAUGUUUUGCGGUGCCAUCCUGGCUCUCUUCGUCUGCGAUGGUCGCCACGUUAUCCGCAGUGACGGCACCAAGGUGGUUCUCAUGCAGAACCCCAGCUGGCGCUCCGAGAUCAUGGGUCUAUAUACCACCAUCGUGUCUGAGCCCCUCGUUAUCCUGCUCUUCCCCAUGUUCUUCUCGUCCAACUGGUUCUACACUUACCAGCAGAAUGCCAUCAAUGCUGCCUACUUCAACACCCGCACUCGCGCCCUGAACGGCUUUCUUUACUGGCUUGCUCAAAUCGUCGCCGCCACCGUUAUCGGACCCCUUCUUGAUCUCGAAAGUGUCCGCCGUACUGUCCGCGCCAAGGCUAUGAUGGCCAUUCUCUUUUCUCUGACACUCGCUAUCUACGGCGGUGGCUACGCCUGGCAGAAGAAAUAUACCCGUGCUGAUGUUGUCCAGCCGGCCGACGGCGGCGACUUUCAGCCUUGGGAUUGGACUCACCCUGGUUACGUCGGCCCCAUGUUCCUUUACUUCUUUUACGGAUUCUACGAUGCCAUCUGGCAAGGUGCUGUUUACUGGAUCAUGGGCGCCCUCUCCAACUCUGGCCGCCGAACGGCCAACUACGUCGGCUUCUACAAGGGUCUGCAAUCCGCCGGUGCUGCUGUCAUGUGGUCUCUCGACUCCAAACACACCAGCUACAUGGGCGAAUUCGCUUCCAACUGGGGUCUCUUGCUCGGCUCCCUCGUCUGUGCCCUUCCUGUCAUUCUCCUCCGCAUCCAGGACUCGGUUGCCAUUGAAGACGAUCUGAAAGACGUUGACGAGACACUGGAAGAUGUCCUUCGCACUGAUGUCAAAGUCGAAAGUGCCCUUAAGUCCUAA